AUGAAGUCUUUCAUGGCCAUGCUGCCCCUCGCGGGACUCGCUCUUGCGCAGGGACAGUGCGCGCCGGGCAUUACUGUCACUGAGACCUCGAUCGAAAAAAUCACCGUUACCGUCCAGCCCACCUCAAAUGCUGCGCCUUCCGCGAUCGUUACCCCAAGCACGGAGGAAACGAAGCCGUCGCCAACCCCACAGGUUCCCUACUACCCCAUCGGAAACACGACCACUAACGGCCCCUCCGCCUUUCCCACGCACACACCCCAUGCUCCGACCACCCUGGCGACGUUCGUCCUCCCUUCGUCGGAUCUUGUCUCUUCCUCUACUUCGAGCAAGAAGGUCAAGACCGUCUACGUCGUCCCCUCGCCGGUCGGUGCUUCAUCGUCGGCCUCCCAGGCCGCUGCCGCCACGAGCUCCGUAGUGGCGGCGCCCGCUCAAUCGUCCCAGGCUGCUGCCGUCUCUGACACUGCCGCUGAUGAGAACACCAGCGCUGCUGGCUCGGUCACAGGUACUGCUUCGUUCUACGGUGGAAAUCUGGCCGGCGGAGCUUGUUCAUUCUCGGGAUACACUAUCCCUUCCAGCCUCUUUGGGACAGCCUUCGGAGGAAGCUGGGAUGCUUCACAGUGCGGUUCCUGUGUUGAGGUCACGAACGAGGCUGGCAAGAGCAUUAAGGCUAUGGUCGUCGACCAGUGCCCCGAAUGCGCCGUCAAUAAGCUCGACCUCUUCGAGAACGCCUUCACUCAGAUCGGCACUAAGUCUGAUGGCAUCAUCCCUAUCACUUACUCCAUCGUUCCCUGCGGCAUCACCUCGCCUAUCGUCUUGAAGAACAAGGAAGGUACAUCGCCCUACUGGUUCAGCAUGCAAGUCAUGAACUCCAACGUUGCCGUCUCCAAGCUCGAGGUCUCGACCGACGGCGGCUCCAGCUGGAAGACCACUACGCGCAGCGCUUACAACUUCUGGGAGAACUCCUCUGGAUUUGGCACAGAUAGUGUGGACGUCAGGGUCACCGGUGUCAAUGGAAAGACUGUCACCGUCAAGAGCGUCAGUGUUGCGGCGUCGUCAACAAAGACCGCGAGCGGCAACUUCUAA
This is a messenger RNA of Didymosphaeria variabile, 1083 nucleotides long. RefSeq lists its product as uncharacterized. The record is from RefSeq and is a predicted model, not a curated record. NCBI's taxonomy places the organism in Eukaryota, Fungi, Ascomycota, Dothideomycetes, Pleosporales, Didymosphaeriaceae. The coding region runs from base 1 to 1083 and encodes 360 amino acids. The transcript has 2 exons.